AUGCUGAACAACUGCGGAGAGUCCAAAUGCAGGGCCUACGGGCAGCACCUGUGCGACCAGCAAGGGGGAAAGCAGACCAAGCAAAGGGACCCAAACGAGCAGUACUACCAAGUGGCGAGUAACCUCUUCCCCAACGGGGACAGCUCAGAGAGAAGAGAAGGGGCCACCAUCGGUGGAGGCAGGAUGCUGAGUGGCAGCCCCAUGAUGAACAGCACCAGCAUGAUAAGCAGCGGAGACGCGCCCCCCCAGAAUGCCAGAAUACUCAAACCGCUGGUCCAAGAAAAAAUCGUCGAAAUUAUGAAGCCAGAAAUUGAAGAAAAAAUAAUCGAAGUGCCACAAGUGCAGUAUAUAGAAAAACUCGUAGAAGUCCCACACGUCAUCCUCCAAGAGAAAUUAAUCCAUGUUCCCAAACCAGUGAUUCAUGAGAGAAUCAAAAAGUGUCCCAAGACUAUCUUCCAGGAAAAGAUCGUGGAAGUUCCACAAAUUAAAGUGGUAGACAAAAUAGUGGAAGUGCCUCAGUAUGUGUAUCAGGAGAAAAUAAUCCAAGUGCCAAAAAUCAUGGUGCAAGAGAGAAUCAUUCCAGUACCUAAAAAAGUGAUCCAAGAAAAAAUCGUCGAAAUUCCUCAGAUCGAAUUAAAACAUAUAAACAUUGAAAAGGUCCAGGAAAUCCCAGAAUACAUCCCAGAAGUGGUCAAGAAAGAUAUUCCAUACACACAGAUAGUGGAUCGCCCUUUUCACGUCGAAAAAAUUGUGGAAGUUCCGCAUGUUCAGCAUAUAUACAGAAAUAUUGUCUCCCCACAGUAUAGACACAUACCCAAGCCUGUGGAAGUCCCAAUGGCACAUUAUAGGACAUUCCCUAUUGAAAAGCUCGUCGAUAGAAAUGUACCUGUCCCGGUUGAACUUCAAAUAGUCCAAGAAUUCUUAUGCCCAAAAAUUGAAGCCAGAUAUAAAGAAAUUCCUGUCCCUGUGCAUGUGCAACGGAUUAUUGAACACCCUAUUCCUAAGGACGCCAUGAAUAACCCAUUUCUUCUGCCCCUCUACUAUCAGGAAGACAAUGUCGACACGGCAUCGACUAAGGGAAGCUCGAACAAUUGCUUCUCUUUCAACUGGAACAAUAAACAAAACGCUACAAGAAUUAACAAGGGAACGAAGCAACCAUCUGUCGAACUGUUACUACAUAAUGACAAAUAUCACAAUAAGGUCAACACCAAUCGGGAUGUGCAUAUGAAAGCCAAAUUUGUUCCUCCUUCUGGAAAUGUUUACCCAAGUACACACUUAAGAGAUGAUGACCCCCUAACCGCGCAAUCCGCUUAUCAUUACCCAAAUGGUACACAACAGGGUAAUGCUUCCCUUCACGGAAAUGCCGUCCUAAACCAGCUGUACAAAACGCAACAUGUCACCAGUCAGACGGAUUACCCUUCCAACUUUAACACUCCCAUGAUGUCUCCUCAAGAUCAAAACAAUAUGUUUAAUGGGAGCAACACCAUGGGGUUUACCCACCCAAGUGACAGGGAAGUGGGUAUUUCUUACUCUCCCAUUUCGGCCCUUGGCCAGGUCUCCCCGCAUGGCGAGUUGAACUGA
Molecule: messenger RNA, 1581 nt
Organism: Plasmodium inui San Antonio 1
Lineage: Eukaryota; Apicomplexa; Aconoidasida; Haemosporida; Plasmodiidae
Exons: 1
Coding region: 1-1581 (526 amino acids)
Source: RefSeq, a predicted model, not a curated record